GCAAGCUGGUAUCAGUGCUCUCGUGGGUUGCUGUGAUUUGGGCAGCAUGAACUGGCAUUCUUUUUUCCACCUGGGUGAUUUUGAUGCACAUUAGUCAAAUAGCUGAAUUUAUUUGAAUUGCAUCUCAGGUGUGGUUGUCAUAGUUAUUUAAGUGUGCCAGAGUUUGUCCAUUUAAAUGUGCAUUGCAUAUUUAAUGGUCUUGAGACUUGUGAUACGAUUGUCAGGCCUGAAUUCAAUUAGAGGACUACUUGAAUUGAGUUAGGCUAAUCGAGAUGAAUGUUUACACUGGUUUGUAACUGUGUGGUGGUGAAAAAAUGUAUUUAAGCUCUACUCCUCUUUGACGUCACGUGAUUAGUUCCAGACAGAUAGCGCUUCUAUUUCUAGUAUGUAGCACAGUUGUCACCAAGGCUAGAGGGGCUUCGACAUUGGGGGAAAACAACCCAAUUAUUUGCAUUCUGGGGAAUGUGUAGCCUGCGGGGACAAUUAUGACUGAGCCAAAACAAAGUUCCGAAUGGCCAAAACAAUUUCAAUUUGUGUUAAUGUGAAAAUGAGGCAAUUAGCCAACCAAGUUUGAUUUAAAAUUUGUAAUUUGAAAUUUUCACCGUAGGCUUGUGGUUCAGAGACGUGUGAGACUGUGAGUGAUUAAUUUUCUCUGUUGGGUAGUUAAGCAAAACUGUUUAAGAGGCAGCCCAAGGAUAUAAUCUUAUCACUGUGCUGAAGUUGGUCACGAUUGACUUUUUAGAGAGCUAAACCUUGGUCACCAUAACUCAAAAAUCUGUAAUCUGCAUUGCAUUUUCAUGAUGUCUUUUUCAGGCUGCUGCAGUCGAUGCUGUGAUGGGUGAGUCGGGAUCGCGCCGCUCCACCCUGGUCUCCAGGCUGCCCAUAUUCCGCCGGAGCGCCAGCAAGCGGCAGGACUCGCUGCCGUCCUCGCCCUCGUCGGGCGGCGUGGGCAACGGCGUGCACACCUCCUCGCCGUCCAGCACCAACUCCAGCUCCAGCAGCACGGGAAAGAGGCGGAGCCUGUUCCGCACGCCCUCCAUCAGCUUCCACUCCAAGCGCAGCAGCGAGCCGCCGCCCGUCGGCCCCGCCCAGCCGGCGCCGGAGGCGGGCUUCCAGCGAGCGGCGGACGACGGCGGGCGCUGCAAGACCCGCCACUCCUUCGGGUUCGGCGGCCACCGGCACAAGAAGAUCAGCCGGUCCCAGACGGAGGACUUCGACAAGGCGUCCACCAACCGCAACGUCUUCAUCAACUGCAUCAGCUCGGGCGCCAACGAGGGCGACGACUCGGGCUUCCUGGACGACUACAGCGGCAGCCGCCGGUCCUCCAAGCACAGGAAGCCGCUGCUGCCCAAGUCCUUCUCGUCCCACCACCGCUUCUCCAAGCACCUGGGCCACGCCCCCGACGCGGCCCCGCCCCAGGACGCGGGCGGGGACCCCCCCAAGACGGGCACGCCGGGCUCGUGCCCGGGCGAGCUGGGCGAGAGCUCGCUGCAGUCGCCCAUGCUCUCCGAGGACCGCACCAUCGCCGUCACGCCGUCCGAGUUCGUGCCCGUCACCGAGGACUCCGUCUCCGAGACGGACCUGCUCCCCGGCCUGAGCCCGGGCGCUCCCCCGCCCGACGACCUUGGCCCCCUCGACCCCGUUGACCGAGCGCCGUUCUUGCCGUUCCCCCCCCUCGCCACCGCGGACGAAUCCCCUCCCGACCCCCCCGGCGAGGCGGACCCUAAGCCCGACUCCGCCCCCUCGAGCGUGGAGCUGGCCCCGCCUCCAAAAGGGGAGGAGCCUGAAGAGGGCGGGAGGGAGAGCGAGGGCGGGGCGGGGCCAGCGCAGAGCGGGCGGGGCGGCGGCGGCGGGUCGGACGCGGAGGAGCGGCUCGGCGAACAGACGGAGAGGAGGCACCGGAACACGGUCGUCAUACAGGAGCCGGGCAAGGGGGCGGGCUGCGUCAAACCCGAGGCGCGGCCCUGUCACCUGAGGAAGCCUCACGCAGGCUCGGUGUGCAGCAGCGUCAGCCCGUACCGCGAGGCCCUGCGUUCGGAGAGGAGGCUGCGCUCGGCGUCGGAGGGGGCGGGGGGGGGCCCGCGCCUCCACCUCAACCUGAGGGAGCCGCACUGCGUCGAGGGCCCCCCCCUGCUCAAGCACCGGGCCGACUCGUCCUCCUCCAAACUGGGGAGCCUGGAUGUUCUGAACAACCUGGGCUCCUCCGAGCUGGACGAGGACGACCUGAUGCUGGACAUGGAUCUCUCUGACGACCAGCGCCAUCGUCACGUUUCCAGAGAGGACUCCAGCCAGUCCCUGGCGUCCUGUUUGGCCCUCCUGCACUCCCCCAUAGAGCCCUCUUCAGACAAGGUCCUGGGCAGAGAACCCCGCGGAACAGAGUCCUCCCACAGGGAGGGACCCCCACGGGAGCCCAGGCCCACCUCCCUGCUGCCGUCCGAUUGGUGCUUUCCCCGGGAGGAGGAGCUGGCGGGGCUGGACGGCCUCCCGUUCCGGCUGAUGCAGCAGGACUGCACCGCCGUCAAGACCCUGCUGCUGCGGCUGCGCAGGACGCUGCAGGAGAGUACGGACACGAGCCCAGCCACCAGCCUCCACUCCCUACCCAUCAGCCCCUGCAGCGAGAAGUCCCUCCCCUUUAAGGAUCCUGGGAGAGACGAGGGCCCGUCCGUCUUCCUGCUGCUGAAGGACAAGGACGAGCUGAUCCUGAGACUGCGGAGCGAGCUGGACAAGGCCAAUUCGGCUCAGAGCGCCCCCCCCUGCCAGAAAGCGGACAAGGCCACGCAGACGGAAGUCGGGCCCCCGGAGGCUACUCCCCCAGGCAGAGCCGCAAGCCAAAACAGCAGCAUAAGGGAGCGAAGGCUGGCCCGCCCCCCCGCAGACCAGUACCCCCGCCCCCCCGCGGAGCGAGCGGGCGCGUGCGAGGACCGGAGCUGCCCGGCGGGGGCGGGGGUGGGGGUGGGGUCACGGCGGGCGGGUUUGGGGUUGGGGGUGGGGCUGGGGGCGGAGCCAGCGUGGGACGCCGGGGGCCCCCGCAAGCCGGACGCCCCCGCCAGCCAGAUCCCCCGCGCGGUGUGCGGGAGCAGCUCCAGCCUCCCGGCCCGGGACAGCCCGUCCCGCAGCCUGUCCUCGGACAGCGAGAGGGGCCCCCGCAGUGAGCGGCUGGGCCCCCCGCCCCGCCAGGCCUCGGCCUUCGCCGGCCGCCUGGGCCAGCCCCCCCGCGGACCCCUCUCCCUGCACAUGUACAGCCGCAAGAACGUCUUUCUGCAGCACUCUCUGCACACUGCCGAACUGCAGGCCCUGGCCCAGCAGGACGGCUGAGGCCCCCCCUACCCCCCCGUACCCCCCGUCCCGUACCCCCCCGUCCCGUCUCAUUAUCCCCCUUUAGUGCCCCCAGCAGACAACUGACACAUCAUCGAGCAGCAGUGAGACACCUGGAAGAGAUUCCCAGGGGCUCCUGUAUUCCCUUGGGGAAACUACAUUUCCCAUGAGCACCCGAGCCUGGAGACCACAGAAACCUCAACAGCACCUGUUCAUUGCUUGACACUCACCGUCCCCAUGUUUUCCUGGUGUCCCAGAUUGGAUUACAGGAUAUAAAACUGCCACUAGAAUGGAAAAAAAAAAACUCUCUUACUUCUUCAAGACGGGAUUAGUUUGGAAUGUGUUUAAGUGUUAAGCGCACAAUCUGUGUUUCACCACGUAGGCAUUAACUGUCGGACAGAGACUCUCAGAUAGAACAUUUCUCUCUGAACGGUCAUGUGCAAUUUGAGUUUGAGCGGUACCCGAGGACGGACUCCGCGUCCGCGAAUGUCGCCGUACGGAGGCCGCCGACGGAGCUUGGCGCCCGUUGCCGCGGCAACCAGCCCAACCGGUCACCUGUCUCGCAAAAAACCCUGAGACGGGAACCCCCGAAAUCCACGAGCUGCUGAACCCACGACGCCAGGCGCACGUCGCCCCCACGCCUCACUACAUUCCCGCGAAACGUCGCUGAGACAGACCGCCAACGUUCCAGCGUUCUUUCUCGAAAUUCCGCAGGACUGGGGGGAAAAAAGGAAAGAUAGAAUAUUAAUGUACUGUACGUUUUGUUUGUCGUUUGUACCACAGCUGAACACUACCAGCCCCUGUUAGCUUGUUGCACCAGCAGCGGCGCUGUUGUAGCGCUUCGCGGACGCUGUCCCCACGUCUGAAAUUUGCCAAAUACGCGGGAAACGGGACGGGCGCCUUUCACGGCUGCUCUACGGCAGCCCAAACGAGAUUAAUACCAACGCAGGCACAUUCCUUUUAGGAAACGCUGCAUCCGCGAUGGAUCUUUAUUAAUUGCAUGAAUUUUUUUAUAAAAAGAUAAAUUUAAUCUAAGAGGGCCAUUUUCAUGCACUGAAGGUGAAGAGAAUAAGCUUUUACAUUUUGUGUUUAAAUGAGAACUUCAGUAUGCCAGUGAACUCCUUAACCCCUUAUCACCCCACACUCAACCACACCGCACCACCACAACCUUUUUAUGAAUGGACGUAUGAAUCCUUGUCGAUGUCGAAGCACUUUGAUGCAAUGUCGUUUGUAAUAAUACAGACCUACUCUCGUACUCAGUUGCAAUACUAAUGCAAUAUUAAGAUUAUUGGGUGUAGCUCGUAAGAAGACCUCACGUGCGGAUGUUGGCGUUAGCGUGGGUAUUUUACUUGUAGACGCUCACCCGGGCGACGGUCGCUUCGAUCUGAACAGGGAGGCGAGCGAGAGAUGAAUCUAGAGCAAACGAAAAACGUGACGUUAUUACAGUAAAUGGGAGGGGAGGAUAGAUGAGGUUUGCAGAACUGCCGCAAACCCCUGUGCAUGGGGGCUCGCGAUUCGUCCCCGAUUCCCCCCCCCCCCCAAAUUCCCACCCCCCGAUUCCCGCUGUUUAACAAUGGGGGCGAGUGUAUCUGAAGGACGUUUAGAGGUAAAGGAACACCCCCCUACCCGUCCGUCCCUCCCCCCCUCUUCGGGAGCCCAACCACCGCCCCCCCGCUCCAGUUUCUCUGUCCGUUGGGAGCGGCUGAUCCUGACAGCCUACUUACAAAGCGCUGCGUCACGGGGGUGGGGAGGGGAGGGGGGGGGGGCAGAGAGGGCCUCUGGAGCCGUCGGGACAGAGACUCUGCUCUCCUUGUUCUGCCGUUAAAGAGUCCUUAAUUGAUUUGACGGCGUGCGAUUCAUCUUCGCGGGAGACUGUAACGAGUUUAAAGAGGAGGCUCCUGUGGAAACGGCCAGCGCUGCCCUGGCUGUUUCUCCUGUACGCCUGCCUCUGUCCUUCCAGGGCUGCUCUAGCUUUGACCUCGACCUCGACCUUGACCUCGACCUUGACCUUGACCUCGCAUGGGUUUCAUUUACAGAGCAUUUACCGAGCCGCAGCGUUCGUUGAAACCAGUGAUUUCGCCCACUGCCUUUUCAAUUCUCUUUUCAUUUCCCCCCUGUUUGUUCUUUCUUCCUCUUCUUCUUUUUUCUUUUUUCUUUCUUCUCUCUCACCGCGGCUGAAGUGGUUGAGUGUGUUACGGGCGGGCUGGAGAACUCUCCAGCUCGGAGAGAGGGGCGAUCGAUGGCCCUCUCUGUGUUGUGCUGCUCGCUCGCUCACUCUCACUCUCAGACCCCCCCCCCCCCCCCCAACCCUGCACUUUGCUUUUGGGUCCCGAUCUGAAACUGCCCUCUCUGAGCCUGGAAGAGGAGCAGGUGUUCCUCUGAGCGCCCUCGAACACUGGAGGGGGGAGAGUGCUCUUUCGUGCCCCUCACACUGCGAUCUCAGCCGCACCUUCUUCUCCCCCGCUCUUCAGUACUUCCACACGCUCCUCUUCCUCUGACCUUCCUGCCAACCUGUCUGGAAAAAGGGUCCUCCAGUGGGGCCCCCCCGUGGGUCCCAAGACCCGAAACCCGAAACCAACGGUCUGGUCUGUGGGUUAACCGCACAGGUGCAGGGGAUCCCCUGUUAGAGCACCAGCACAGAAAAGCCCCUCCCUGCACUCACCGCCCCCCUGCACCUGCUCAAGAACUCUAACAUUCCCUGGCAGGGGCCAGGAAACCCUUUCCUGAACUCGACUCGCUGCAGAUAAAUUAUAGUUAUUUAUUUCUCGCCUUAUUUAUAAUGUGAUGUUAUGCAUUUGUGGCAUUUAUGAUCACUAUAAUGUUCUUACUUUAUUUUGCUGUUUUCUGGCAAAUUGUGUUAAGAAUGACUGCGAUGGACACACUUGGAGCUUGUGUUAUAUACUGGUAUAUAUAUAUGUAUAUAGAUGGGCCCUGUUAAUAAACCCAGUGAUGCGUAUACAAUAUGGGGGAUAUUAGAAUAUUUAUAUUACUGUUAACAGGGUUCACUUGACAAGGGUAAAUGCUUUCCAGGCUAAUUGAAUCACAGGAUCCAUUUGCAUAUAUAUAUAUAUAUAUAUGCCAUGGGUGUUUUACCCUCAUGAAGAAGCGGUUUUCAUGAUGAUAAGAUGAUUUUAAAUGGUUGUAUUAUUUACUGCUAAUAAAGACUUAUAAAAUCA
Messenger RNA from Anguilla rostrata (American eel), 6491 nucleotides. RefSeq names its product coiled-coil serine-rich protein 1 (gene ccser1). The record is from RefSeq and is a predicted model, not a curated record. Lineage: Eukaryota; Metazoa; Chordata; Actinopteri; Anguilliformes; Anguillidae. Bases 835 to 3315 code for a protein of 826 amino acids. The transcript is spliced from 10 exons.